CUAACCGUCACAUUGCCUUUUCUACGCUGCCACCACCAUGUCGUACUCGGGCCUCGCCUCUUUGCAAUGGUACUUUACGGGUCUCUGCCACUAUGGCGCGCGCGGCUACCGCAAGGCGUCGGCCACGUGGAGCGAGACGCCCGUUGACGUCUCGUCGCGCCACUACGCAGUGACCGGCGCCAACAGCGGCCUCGGCUUUGCGAUCGCGACCCAGCUCGCGCAGCUCGGCGCGCAUGUGCAUCUGGUCUGCCGCGACGCGGGCCGCGCCGAGGCCGCGCGCAAGGCCAUCGUCGACGUCUCCUCCCACGACCCGAGCAAGGUGCACGUGCAUCUUGGCGACCUCGGCAAGCAGAAGGACGUGCACACGAUCGCCGCAUCGCUCGCGGCUGCUGCGCCGUCGCUCGACGGUCUGGUCAACAAUGCCGGUAUCCUCGUCAAGGAGGCGGUCUUCACCGAGGACGAUGUCGAGUCGUCGAUGGCGGUUGCGAUCAACGGCACAUACCUCCUCACGGCGCUGCUCCUGCCGCAGCUGCGCAACCAUGAUGACGGCGCGGUUGGCCGCGUCGUCAACAUGUCGAGCGGCGGGCAGUACCUCGGGACGCUCGACCUCGUCGACGUGCGCGGCAAGACACGCGCCGGCGACAAGUUUGACGGGACGCUGGCCUACAUGCUGGCCAAGAAGACCCAAGUCGCGCUCACGAUGGAGUUUGCGAAGCGGUUCCCGCUCGGCAAAGACAAGGUUGCCUUCCAUGUGAUGAACCCGGGCUGGGCGACAACGCCCGGUACGACCGGCUCGAUCGGCGGCUUUACGCGCCUCCACGGGUGGAUGAUGCGAACACCCGAGCAAGGGGCGGAUACGGCGGUGUGGCUGUGCACGGCGCCGGAGCCCGCCACGUCAUCGGGACUGUUUUGGCUCGACCGCCACGUGGUGCCCACUGAGAUGUCGUGGGCCUCGACCGCGCACACGGAGGCCGACCGCAGCACGCUCUGGGCGCGCGUGGCCGAGAUUUGCGGUCGCGACGCCAGUUCUGCGUGAGCUCGUGUGAUCUUGUUCUCCUAUUUUAACCUAAUCAUUGAUGCAUUGAUGCGUAUUCGCCCGGAGGACA
Molecule: messenger RNA, 1106 nt
Organism: Saprolegnia diclina VS20
Lineage: Eukaryota; Oomycota; Saprolegniomycetes; Saprolegniales; Saprolegniaceae
Exons: 1
Coding region: 38-1036 (332 amino acids)
Source: RefSeq, a predicted model, not a curated record